Cucumis melo (muskmelon) is the source of this 936-nucleotide messenger RNA. RefSeq names its product haloacid dehalogenase-like hydrolase domain-containing protein Sgpp. The record is from RefSeq and is a predicted model, not a curated record. The coding region runs from base 297 to 629 and encodes 110 amino acids. Lineage: Eukaryota; Viridiplantae; Streptophyta; Magnoliopsida; Cucurbitales; Cucurbitaceae. The transcript is spliced from 2 exons.
UUUCCCUUACCUUCCUUUUUCUUUUUCUUUACGAUUCACGCACUUACGCAUUUAAAUCCCAAAUCAACCAAAAUCAACUUUUCCUUCCAAAAUCUCAAAUCAAUUCAAAUCCUCAAUUCUUUCAAAUAACCAAAUCUACUUCUUCUAAAAAUUUGGAAUGUUGCACUUAAUGUAACAGAUUAGUUGUUGAACAAUUAAAGCCUGUGAGUGGCUUGUGUAAAGUGAAGAAAUGGGUCGAAGAUCACGGAUUGAAAUGUGCUGCGGUUACGAAUUCCUCUCGAAUUAAUGCCGAGCUCAUGAUCUCGAUGCUCGGUCUUAUGGAUUUUUUCGAGACUAUUAUUAUAGGUGAUGAAUGUGAGCAUCCCAAACCACAUCCAGAACCAUACUUAAAGGCUUUGGAAGCACUCAAAGUGUCAAAGGAUCACACUUUCAUUUUUGAGGAUUCUAUAACAGGUAUCAAAGCUGGAGUUGCAGCUGAUAUGCCUGUUGUUGGUAUAUCAAUGAGAAAACCUGAGCAGUUGUUGAUGCAAGCAAAACCUGCCCUCCUCGUAAAGGACUACAACGAUUCGAAAUUGUGGACAGCUUUGGACGAACUAGUUAUGAGAGGAGAUACCAUUACAAAUGCAUGACCAUCAAUAUCAGUGUAAAGUAUCGAGGAAAUGGUCUAUCAAUUUAUCCCUACUCUCUAUCUAAUAUGCUUUUGGGUUAACUUAUUUGUAGAAAUAAACUUGUUAUUGAUCUUCAGCUUUAAUCUGGGUCUUAAUACCAAUCCUAUUACAAUCAAAAUACUGAAUAUAGGAUGGUUAAUUGAUUAGGAAAUGUCAUUAAAAUUAAUGGCCCUGUAAUAUUUGCUUUCCUCGUAUUUUUUUUAUUUUUAACUUCACUUUAUGGUGUGAUAUAUUGUCUGCCUUAUUAUUUAUCAAAAUUUGCCUUUUC